Messenger RNA from Plasmodium malariae, 3012 nucleotides. RefSeq names its product serine/threonine protein kinase RIO1, putative (gene RIO1). Lineage: Eukaryota; Apicomplexa; Aconoidasida; Haemosporida; Plasmodiidae. The record is from RefSeq and is a predicted model, not a curated record. Gene Ontology annotation, molecular function: ATP binding; protein serine/threonine kinase activity. Bases 1 to 3012 code for a protein of 1003 amino acids. The transcript has a single exon.
AUGCUCAAACGAAAAAAAAAGGAAACAGAUUAUUCUUAUGGAAAGUUCGAAAAUUAUGGUUACUCAAAAAAGAUAAGCAACGAAGUAAAAGUUUCACUUAAGGAAGGAGAAAAACUUAGCAGUAAAUUUAGGAACAGAGGUUUAACAAGAGACAAAAGAGCUACAGUAAAUUCAGUGCUUGAUAAUAGAACGUUACUUAUUUUAAAAAAGUUAAAAGAUAAUUUAUUAAAUGAAAUAUAUGGAGUUGUUAGUUCUGGAAAAGAGGCCUAUGUUUUUAAUUCACUCAAAAUUUUAAAUAAUGAAGAACUGCAUUAUGUGGAAGAAAUAUUGUUAACGUAUAUGGAAAAAAGGUACAAUCGCAGGGGGGAUAGUGCCCCCAGUGGGAGAGGGGAUGAAUGGGAAGAAAGGGAAGAAAUAGAAGAACUUGAAGAAACGGAUGAAAAUGAAGAAAUUGAAAAAGUGGAAGAAAAUGAAGAAAUGGAAGAAAUGGAAGAAAUGGAAGAAAUGGAAGAAAUGGAAGAAAUGGAAGAAAAUGAAGAAAUGGAAGAAAUGGAAGAAAUGGAAGAAAUGGAAGAAAUGGAAGAAAAUGAAGAAAUUGAAAAAGUGGAAGAAAAUGAAGAAAUGGAAGAUAUGGAAGAAAUGGAAAAAAGAGAAGAAUAUGAGUUGUACGAAGGAAGUGAACAAUGCGACUACAGCGCACUUCCCAACGGAAACGAAUCCCCAGGAAGUUGUGAGGCAGAAGGAUACGUUAACCUCGGACAAGAGAACUAUUCGCCCAGAAGACAAAUUUCACAUAGCCAUUCCGAAAAAAGGGAAGAUAUGAAAAUGGAGGACGUAGUUAUGCUAAGGGAGUCAGAGGAAACUUUUGAUAUAAUAGAUAUUUUAGGAAAAAUAAGUAAAAUGAAAUAUAAAAAUGACAAUUAUAUUUCUACCAUAUUUAAAGAGAAAAAAAAAAAAAAAAAACAAGUGGUCAUAUCUUUUGCCACGAAAGUGUAUAAUACGUCUAUCCUAAUUUUUAAAAAGAGAUCACAAUAUAUGGAAGGAGAAUUUCGAUUUAGAAAUGCCUAUACCAAAAAUAGAAACCCCAGAAAAAUGGUAAAACAAUGGUCAGAAAAAGAAUUUCGAAAUUUAAGACGAAUAUUAAUACACGGAUUAAGAUGCCCAUAUCCGUUAGUUUUAAAAAGUAAUGUUAUUGUAAUGAGUAUGUUAGGUACUUUAGAUAGGGCGUGUCCAAAAAUGAAAGAUUUAAAUUUGAGUGUAAUAAAAUGGAAAGAAUUAUAUGUUGAAUGUAUUUGCAUUUUACGAUUACUAUUUUGUAAUUGUAAACUUGUGCAUGCAGAUUUUUCCGAAUAUAAUUUACUUUAUUUUUGUAAUCAUAUUUAUAUUAUUGAUGUCUCCCAAUCAAUGGAACAUGAUCAUCCAUUCGCCUUAGAGUUUUUAAAAAGAGAUUGCUUGAACAUUACAAACUUUUUUAAAAAAAAGAUCGGAAAUGUUGGAAAGGAGGAGAAAAGAGGUGAUGGUGGCAAUGUUGAUGGUAGUGGUGAUAGCGGUAAUGUUGAUGUUGAUGAUGAUAAUAAUAAUAAUGGCACGCACCAAUUAUGUAACGAAUACGACUGUAAGAAUCUCAAUGAAGAUUACAUUUCAAGGAUCCAAAAAAGCUAUAUAUACAAAAAUACGGCAAAAAUGAACUGUAAUAACAAUGUACUACCAUCUCGUGACGCACUACAUCAUGGUAGUAAUAAUAAUACUCCCAUUGCUAGCUUAGUAAAUGAAAAGUUCUAUAGUAAAGUGCAUAUUUUACCUUUGAAAAAAUUAUUUGAUUAUAUUGUAAGUUCCAACUUACCUGAAGAUAUAUCACAUUUUAUUGAAAAGGAUAAAAAGAAAAUAUUUGUAAAUCCUUUGGAAAUAAUGUACCUUCAAAUUUAUGGCUUAAUAAAAAAUACUACUUGUAUACCUAAAUUGGACUUUAAAAAGAUACGAACAAAUCGAAUUUAUUUUGAAAAAUUAAAAAGAGCUACAUGUUAUUAUGUAACAAAAAUUGCUGUAGAAAAAAAUAAUGAGUUACAUUUUAAAAAGUAUUGUUCUCACAAAGAUGAAAUAGAAGAACAAGUGUUCUUACGUUCAUGGAUCCCGGCAUAUUUGAAUGAAAUUACAGAUCUCAGAGCUAUUGAAAAAGACUUGAAACUUUUGAAAAAAGGAAAAUCAGUGGUUAGUCAGUUUGUCUCAAAUAAUGGAAACGAUAAUAUGGAUACGAGUCAUAAAAAAACAAAUAACACCCAUAGUGAAUUCAUAGAACGGUGUGAUCGGAACGAACUCAAUAAAUGUGUUGUUGCCACACAUUUUGAUAAUGAAAUUCGUAGAGAGCACCUCAAUAAUAAAGGCACCAUAUAUCUUGCGCAAAGAGGAGAAGCCACAGGAAGUUGUAAAAUCAAGCACAUACAGAGAGAAGAUUCUGCACAUAAAGAGAGCUGUGAAGAGGAUGUAUAUGAUGGGUGUGAUCAGCAUGAUGAGCACGAUGGGAACGAUGAACACAGGGAAAAUGGAGAAGAUAAAGAGAAUCGUAAGAACUAUAAGGAAGAAACAAUGCUGUCAUUAUUGAACGGCAAAAAAUUGUCAAAACCGUUUGAAAAUUUGACUUCUUUAAACGACUUAUCGCAUGUGCGUGAAUCAGAUCUGUCGGAUGUGCAUAAAUCAGAUCUGUCGGAUGUGCAUAAAUCAGAUCUGUUGGAUGUGCAUGAAUCAGAUCUGUUGGAUGUGCAUGAAUCAUAUCUGUCGGAUGUACACAAAUUAGACCAGUCGGAUGAGCAUAAAUCAGACCAAUCGAACAAUGAGAACUGUUGUUUGCAAAGUGAACAUGAAGAAAUCAAAUUCAAAGGAAUAAUUCCUGAAGGCGUUACAAGAAAAGAAUGGAGCAAGCUAGUGAAAAUACAAAAUCGAGAAAGAAGGAAACAUAAAAUUCCCAAGUAUCAGAAAAAAAAGAAAAAAAAGAAGGUCCACUCGAAAAAUAAAUAA